AUGUCAGGCCCCGGGCAGCGCGAGCCGUCGCAGGCGGGCGGGCCGGCGGGCCCCGAGGGCGCGGACGCGGCGCUGGGCGAGGCGGGGCAUAGUUUCACGACCACCGACCUGAGCCUUGUGGAGAUGACCGAGAUCGAAUACACGCAGCUGCAGCACAUCCUCUACUCGCACAUGGAGACGGCGGCGGCCGACGGCGAGCUCGGGACGCGCCUCAACUCGGCCUUCCUGGCGGCGGCGGCGCCGGGCGCGGCGGCCGGGGGCUUCGCGGCGGCGAGGGGCGCGCCGCCCGUGUACCCGGUGCUGUGCCCGCCUGCGCUGGCCGAUGGCAGUUUCGCGGGCGCCAACCAGUGCCUGGGCCACAUCGACUUCCAGGAGCUGCGCAUGAUGCUGCCGAGCGAGGCGGGCGCGCCCCCCGCCGCCGAGAAGACGCCGGGCGCCGUCGGCCCGGGCGCCGGCACACCCCGGCCCAAGGCGCCCGACGGCGCCGGCGAGGAGAACGUGGAGGGCGCGCCCGAGACGCGGGCCAAGUCGGCCGUGCGCGUCCGCCUGGAGGACCGCUUCAAUAGCAUCCCAGCCGAGCCCCCGCCAGCCCCGCGCGGUGCGGAUCCCCCCGAGCCCGGCAUGGCGCUCAACAAAGUUCUAGUAACUCAUGUUCUGUCCUUGAAGCUACCAAGCAUCAGGAUAUUGGAUUGCCGAGGGCAUUUUCUUUCUGUUAUCAGCAAGAAAUUGAAUCCACUAAACAGACUUUGGGUAGUAGAAACAAAGCUUUGCCUGAGCAGGUUUGGAUUAAAGUAGGAGGUAAGCGAUGAAACAGAAGCUGGCAGGUGCUUUCUCCUCCUGCCUGAUG
This is a messenger RNA of Kogia breviceps (pygmy sperm whale), 847 nucleotides long. Its product is annotated as transcription factor-like 5 protein. Gene Ontology annotation, cellular component: nucleus. The record is from RefSeq and is a predicted model, not a curated record. Lineage: Eukaryota; Metazoa; Chordata; Mammalia; Artiodactyla; Physeteridae. Gene Ontology annotation, molecular function: DNA-binding transcription factor activity, RNA polymerase II-specific; RNA polymerase II cis-regulatory region sequence-specific DNA binding. Gene Ontology annotation, biological process: regulation of DNA-templated transcription; spermatogenesis.